AUCACUGCCUGAGGGACUUCAUGGACUGACUGUGACACAAGCGAGUUUCUCCAACUCUGGAUCAUCUGACUAGGGUCUGGCAGCUCUGCACGGUUGCCCAAGGGCGGAUCCCACCAUUAGGUUGUCUGGGAAGGGCGAUCAUCUCCAAGGAUUACGCUUAUCAGUGGGCAGCGAAGACCAAACGUAUCGAUCAACCAUUCAAUCAUCCGCUCGAUUUAAGCGUAUAUCUACAGUUGAGUGCUAGAGUGAUGACUCAAUGGUGUGCUCGGAGUCGCCAGCUCGCUCACCACCCCCCAUCAAUGAUAAUUGGCUGUGCCGGUAUUCAACCCUCCUGGCAAUCAGGGCGCUCAGGUCUUUUCGGCCCUACAAAGGUAGUGUCAUGAUGCUGACGGAUCGCCUCUGCGUCAAAUAUGGUGCUCAUGUACACAUGGCUGAGGCAUUGGCUUUGCUAUUCUCUGCAUUUACACAUGGCGACUUUACCUACAUUGUGAUGGAGAGGAUCAAAGGAGAGAUGAUUGCUACGGGCUGGGUCCCCCGAAGUGAAGAUUCGAAAAGCAAACUCUUGGCACAAUUACGUCAGAUGGCCCAGGAAAUGCGACAGCUUAAACCUCCGGAAGGCAUGGGAAUAGCCUCGGUGGACGGGGGUUCCCUUGUUGACCCCCGCUUCCGAGGCGCUGUCCGACGCGUUGGGCCAUUCUCAACUAUACAGGAUUUCCACCGGCAUUUGCGCGAGGGCUUGGAGUGGGAUUCUAGACUCGACCCAGAAGCACAGGGACUGAUCAAGCAGCACGAGAACAAUUGGCCUCUGGUAUUUACUCACGGUGACCUUAGCAGCCUCAAUGUCCUAGCCCGUGGUGAUCAGAUUGUUGGCAUUAUCGAUUGGGAAACCGCUGGAUGGUUUCCAUUCUAUUGGGAGUAUACCACGGCUUGUCAAGUCAACCCACAGAACUCUUUCUGGAUUGAAGAAAUUGACAGGCUUCUCACGCCGAUGCCAGAAGAGCUAGCGAUGGAACAGCUUCGCCAGAAAUACUUUGGAGCUUUCUAG
Aspergillus homomorphus CBS 101889 is the source of this 1045-nucleotide messenger RNA. Its product is annotated as kinase-like protein. NCBI's taxonomy places the organism in Eukaryota, Fungi, Ascomycota, Eurotiomycetes, Eurotiales, Aspergillaceae. Bases 257 to 1045 code for a protein of 262 amino acids. The transcript has 2 exons. The record is from RefSeq and is a predicted model, not a curated record.